This is a messenger RNA of Letharia columbiana, 1509 nucleotides long. RefSeq lists its product as uncharacterized. The coding region runs from base 1 to 1509 and encodes 502 amino acids. Gene Ontology annotation, molecular function: oxidoreductase activity, acting on paired donors, with incorporation or reduction of molecular oxygen; heme binding; monooxygenase activity. The record is from RefSeq and is a predicted model, not a curated record. Lineage: Eukaryota; Fungi; Ascomycota; Lecanoromycetes; Lecanorales; Parmeliaceae. The transcript is spliced from 5 exons.
AUGUUGGGAUCAUCCUCCGUGAUCUCUCUCGAUCAAGUAGGAAUUGGUGCAGCUGUAGUUUGUCUUCUCACUAUAGCUUACUUCGCUGCAAACGUCCUCUAUAAUCUUUACUUUCAUCCUUUGAGAAAGUACCCGGGUCCGAAGCUCCUCGCAGCUUCUCGGAUCCCAUACCUCAAAUGGAUGUUCUCGGGGACUCUUGUGCCUGAGCAUAGAAAACUGCAUGAGCAAUAUGGGCCGGUCGUUCGAACAGCGCCCGGGGAGCUCUCGUAUAUCAGUGUAGAGGCCUUGAAAACCAUCUACGGUCAUCGUCAGCCAGGAGAAGGCUUCCGAAAGAAUCCGGCUUUCUUUCAGCCAGCGACCAAUGGCGUCCACUCCAUCUUGACCUCCGAAGGAGAUGCCCACAGUAGGGUUCGCCGGACUCUUCUGCCCGCCUUUUCCGACAAGGCGCUUUCGGAGCAGCAGGACAUUUUGCAGCAUUUCACGGGACAACUGAUCGAGAAAUUAGGGGACAGAGUCAAGGACACAGGGUCAAAACCAGUCGACCUGUUCGAAUGGUACAUCUGGACUACUUUCGACUUGAUUGGAGAUCUUUCGUUUGGCGAGCCGUUCAACUGCCUUGAACUUGCCCGCUUUACGGAAUGGGUCGAGCUUGUAUUUAAUGCGUUCAAGACUUUUGCCUUUGUCAAUAUCAGCAAGCAGUUAAGUCCUUUGGACAAGAUCGUCAGGCUGAUGAUUCCAAAAUCCAUGAAAGCCCGACAAGAUAAAGUUUUCAACUUGAAUUGUGACAAGGUUGACCGGCGAAUCGCAUCAAAGUCAGACCAUCCGGAUUUUCUGUCUUACAUUAUCAAAAGCAGAGAGGGAGUGGCAAUGCCAAUCCAGGAGCUGUACGCAAACUCUACGCUCAUAGUCCUCGCCGGGAGCGAGAGUACCGCGUCCGGUUUGGCAGGCAUAACUUUCCAGCUGCUCAAGCACCCCGAGGCUCUGAAGAAAGCCGUUGACGAGAUCCGCGGCGCAUUCACCAGCGAACAGGACAUUGAGCCUGACAGGGUGAAGCGGCUCCCAUACCUCGCCGCCAUCGUCUCCGAAGGUCUGAGGAUGUAUCCGCCCUUUCCGGAAGGGCUUCCCCGCCUCACGCCACGCCAAGGGGCCAUGAUCUGCGGCCAAUGGGUUCCGGGCGGCACCUACGUCCAAGUCAGCACCCACGCGGCUCACCGCAGCACAGCCAACUUCAAAGAUCCAGACGUCUUCAUCCCGGAACGCUGGCUCGGCGACAAGGAAUUCGCGACCGAUAACAAAGAAGCCUCCCAACCCUUCUCUCUCGGUCCCCGUAGCUGCAUCGGCAGGAAUCUCGCCUACCUCGAAAUGCGCCUCAUCCUCGCCCGCAUGCUCUGGAGCUUCGACAUGCACCUCUCCGCCGACUGCCAAGACUGGGACGAGCAGGACAGCUGGAUCCAGUGGGACAAGAAACCCCUGCUGGUGCGGUUGCGCCCGGUCGGGAAGCCGGAAUAG